CCCAUACAGAGUGCGCGAUAUACCCAUAUGCAGAUAUUACAUCUGACUUGAAAGGCGCACCAGCAAAGCAAAGCUCAUACAUAACGCACAGCCAUUCAAUAACAUGGCCCCUCUUUUACCUUCUUCACCACGGUCUGCUUCAUCCCAACGAGGAGUUAACAGAGCAAGUAACGAUGAAGUCCCACCUCGGCACCUUCAGGGCGCAUCCCAACCGGAAACAGCUCAGGACACAGACGAGCAUCUCCUCUCAGGACCGCAGCCCCGGCGGCCUCCGCAGCACCAACAACGGCCAGAGCAGCAACAAGAACAACCUGGUUCAAACCGGAGCGCUCACUUGAGAUCAAACGGCACAGGCGCGGCACUUUCUCGCGCCUCAAGCAGCGACGACAUUAGCACCCGAGAUGGGCGUCGCAGCCCAGCCAGCUCCCUCCAUCGAAGCAACACCGCUAACAGUGGAACCGGCAGCGACACUCCCGACACGCUGCUCAACGGCCCGCACCCCAACCCCUCUACCGCCCCUUCACAUCGUUCAUCCCACCCCACCAACGGUACCGGCAACGGCAGCCACCGCCCACCCAGGCCCAACCACGGCUCCCAGCGACGUCCCCCCAGCACCACCGCCCCAGCUCCCCCCAGCACCGCCACCUCCUCCAAGCGCAGCCAGCCGCCCGCCAGCCCUACCCCCUCCUACACCUCCCCCCUCGGCCUCUUCAACAGUCUCAGCAGCCUAAGCAGCCUAGGCAGCGGCCUCUCCCUACGCCGCCAAACCUCCCUCCUCUCCAUCCUCCGCCCCGCCGCCUCCUCUCCCUCCGCCGCCUCCCCCGCCGCCUCGCUGUCGACGCUGUCCCUCCCUCCGCACCCGCCUACCCACCACUCCCGCGGUGUCACCACCACUCGCCGUACCCUCUCGGGCUCCUCCCCCCUGUCCCUCUCCGCCUCCCCCUCCGCCCCGCCGACUGUCCCCGCCCACCGCACCCUCUCUGCUACCGCCCCGCCCCCUCCCUCGGCCUCUGGCGCCUCCUCCGCCUCCCGCACGCCCUCCCCUGGAGCUCUCAUCCGCUACGUCCUCACCCCGCUG
Molecule: messenger RNA, 1078 nt
Organism: Astrephomene gubernaculifera
Lineage: Eukaryota; Viridiplantae; Chlorophyta; Chlorophyceae; Chlamydomonadales; Astrephomenaceae
Source: the annotation of a GenBank genome assembly